GGAGGCCUCCUCGGCGCGUCAGCCGUCGUGCCACCAAUCGCGCGUCUUCGCAACUUCACGCCGCUCUUGAGCCGGCAGAAGUUCGUUCUAACCUUUGGGGCCGGCGGGAGUGCGAUCCGCGGCGGCAGGAGGCGAAGAUGAAGCGGUGGGCAAGCCUGUGGCUUUGGGCGACCUGGAGCUGCGCCGCCUUGGUCCUUGGCCGAGAGUCGGGCCGGGCGCUUUGCGGAGGCUUGGAUAGCUGUUCCAACGUUUUUACCCUGGAAGUAUACAGAGGUGAGAGUCAAUCACUCAAUCUCUCACUUAAUCCAAACUGGCAGAAAUUGGUGAAGAAAUGUGACCCUGAGUCAAAGACUUGGAAAGAAGAAAUUCUGGCUGUUCAUGGAAAUGCUAACCCUUUAGCAGACAAGACCACUUCGAUUUUUCUCAACAGAAACUUCACUGUAAGGAAUGCAGGAAAAAAAGAAGAAGGUCUUUACAAAAUUGAACGACUCCUAGAUAACAGCUGCUUGGCUGUGGUCAUUGUGGUUGUGAUAGAUCCUCCUUUAUCUAUGACCGUCAUACCCUACUUUGAUGUAUCCUCAACUGUUUUCUCCAAGGUCACAGAAACACCUGAGGCCUCCCCUCUGGGAACAGAUUAUACUACUUUAUGUGUUGCAGUUUUUGUUCCAUUGUGUAUCCUUGCCAUAGGAGCCAUUUGCAUUAUACACAAGUUGGCCAAGAAAAAGUCUAAAUGCAGAUCUAAUGUGGCUACAUCUGAAGUGGACCCUGAGCAACUUCUGAAUGGAUCAUUACCUCCCCCACUCCUCCACUUGACCGCCUCUCCGGUGCUACCUUCAGUCAUCAUCUAA
This is a messenger RNA of Heteronotia binoei (common prickly gecko), 848 nucleotides long. RefSeq lists its product as uncharacterized. Lineage: Eukaryota; Metazoa; Chordata; Lepidosauria; Squamata; Gekkonidae. Bases 138 to 848 code for a protein of 236 amino acids. The transcript has 5 exons. The record is from RefSeq and is a predicted model, not a curated record.